Messenger RNA from Blepharisma stoltei, 1028 nucleotides. NCBI's taxonomy places the organism in Eukaryota, Ciliophora, Heterotrichea, Heterotrichida, Blepharismidae. The record is from the annotation of a GenBank genome assembly.
AUGGAAAUUAUUUUAAAUAUGUCUAAAUAUAGAUCACCUUCGAAAGCAAGCUCAAAAAUAUCAGACCUUAUGAGCUUUUUAGAAACCCAAGACCAAGAUAGCAAGUUUUCUUAUUUAGAAGAAUUUUCCAACCCAGAUCCGGAUACUUUGUCAGCUUAUAGCGAAACAAAAGCAAAAAUAAUGACUUUAAAAAUCGAAUUAGAAGAGUCUAAUAAAAAUAUUGACUCUUUAAAAGCGGCAAUAGAAAAAUUAAAGCUGCAAAAAGAAGAAGCAGAAAAGGAAUGGCAGACAGAAAUGAGCCGGAAAUUAGAAAGGCAAAGAGAAGAAUAUGAAGCAAUUAUUGAAAAAAACGUAAAUUUCAUUGAAAAUUUGUUGCAAGAAAAAGCUCAAAGAGACCAGUUGAUCAAUGAGCUAAAGAAAAAAAUUAAAGAAAAUGAAGCAAGUUAUAUGAAAAUUCUUUCAGAAAAUGAAGAAAAGUACAAAAAAGAAAUGAAAAAAGUCAAAGACAAUUGAAUCACACAAGAAAAACUCAGAAGAGAAAAAUGAGAAAAAGAAAAAACACGAGAAAUCAAAGAAAUGACUGCAAAAGGUUUAGAACCUGAAAUCACAAAGCUAAUCACAGAUAAUAAAAAAAACAUUGAAGAGCGCGAAGAAACUCACAAGCGGCAGCUCAGACAGCUAAGAGACGACCUAAAAGAAAAGCACCACGCUAAAUUAAAAAAGCUUAAAGAGCAGCUUACCUAUCCUUUUCUCCCUAAAUAAUCAUUAUUCCUAUCCACCACUAUUUUUUCAAUAUUUACUAUAAAAUUCCUUACCAAUAUGACGAAAUCAUAGAAAAAGAAAAAGAACUAAACAACCAAAAAAUCCGCGAAAUAAUUGAAGAAAAAGACAUAGAACUGCAAAACAUUAGGAGAAGAUGAAGCGACGAGCUUAUAGAAGAAAGGGCCAGAAUGGAUACCAUUUUAAGAGAAGAAAUCAAAAGGUGGCAAGAAAAGGUAAGAGAAGCUGAAAAUCGGAGUUUUAAAUAA